Musa acuminata subsp. malaccensis (wild Malaysian banana) is the source of this 450-nucleotide messenger RNA. The record is from RefSeq and is a predicted model, not a curated record. Lineage: Eukaryota; Viridiplantae; Streptophyta; Magnoliopsida; Zingiberales; Musaceae.
AUGUCACGGCACCUUAACUGUCCUACUUUGCUAUAUGAGACAUAUUCUUCCAGCUCUCCUUUUGAUAGACACGAGAUUUUGAAGAGGCACCUACCGUUCCCUGAACCUGUGGAUUCGAAUAUACUUCAGAACGUUGCUGCUCGGCUCGAGGAGGCGAUAUUCAAUGCAGCUCAUAAUCAGUCAGAGUAUUUGAGGAAAAUUUCUAUGAAAAUGCUCUCAGUGGUGAGUGAAACACAGCAUUCUGCAUCAAUCAACACGUCAGUGUCCAACAACAACAACCAAAAUCCUACAGAUCCAGGAACUCUUUUCACUGGAUCUGAUGACUCUGAUGAAACCAGUGGUUGGAGUCUGGCUGAGGGUGAACUUUCCACUGCUGCUAGUGGGAGCUCUGCCGACUGGAGGACCCAACUUCAGCCCAAGGCACGCCAUAUGAUUGUAAAUCAGAUGUAA